AUGGCGAUGAUGAUGACUGACCGUGUGCUGCUGGUGUGUGCCCUCUGCGUGCUGUGGUGCGGUGCCGGCGGUAUAUGUGACGAGAAGGCAGUGGGUGGCUGCAUGGCGUCGGAAGUGUUGGGUGAAAAUGGAUCCAACAUGCCUAACGGAUGUGAUAGAACUGCGCUCAUGCUGUCAUUGCGUUCUGUGUUGCCCAUCAUCGUUGCUGAAGUUUCAGGUGAAGAAGAUGGUCCUUCGAAGGGAGGAAGUGGUGGAGGAGGCGGUGUAAAUCCUGGUGGAAAAGAUGGUGGAAAAGAUGGUGCAGCCGGAGCCCCUGCUUCCGGUGGCGGAGGUAAUUCUUCGGGGUCUGUUUCUCCUGGUGGUGGUUCGCCACAUCACCCUGGUGCUGGCACGGUGACCAGUGGCAAUCCUUUAUCCCGCCCGCAAAAUGCAUCCCAAACGGAAGUUUUGCGGAGAGAUGAAACAGAGAAUCAGAGUCUCUCGUCGCCCAAAGGAAAGGCAGCAGAUACACCAGUCAAUGGAGCACAGACAAAAAAUCCCGAUAACUCAGUGAUUGCGUUGCCCGACAAUCUGGCAAGUAAGGAAUCAUCAAAUAAGGUAAAAUCAGAGUCCCUCACUGCGCCAGGCGCAGCACCGAAGCCGUCACCAGAGGGUCCAAAUACGGAAUUACAAGGCAAAGGAAAGGCAUCACCGGAAUUAUCAGACGCAAAACUGCCGGAACCCAAAACUGAACAUCAAACAACAACUUCAGAAGAAGGGAAGAAUCGCAGCCAGAACACGAGUGCAUCCACGGAUUCACCCGCAAAACAAGGACGAAAUAACGAAGAUCCUGUAUCCACUUCAGGAACAGCGGAGAGUAUAUCAACUGGCAGUCAAGAACAAGCAGCAACGACAUCUUCAAAUGAAAGUUUUUCCCCACUUCAGGAAGAAACAUCCACCGAAACGACAAAUGUGGAGAAUUCUCGACCUUCCGAUACUGCACAGACAGAAAAACGACAAAAUGGCGGUAAAGAAAAGGCUGGCGACGGUGACAGCAGCACCGCGGUCUCCCACUCCACCUCCCCUCUUUUGCUUCUUCUUCUUGUUGUUGCGUGUGCGGCUGCGGCUGCGGUGGUGGCCGCGUGA
Trypanosoma cruzi is the source of this 1125-nucleotide messenger RNA. Its product is annotated as mucin-associated surface protein (MASP), putative. The record is from RefSeq and is a predicted model, not a curated record. NCBI's taxonomy places the organism in Eukaryota, Euglenozoa, Kinetoplastea, Trypanosomatida, Trypanosomatidae. Bases 1 to 1125 code for a protein of 374 amino acids. The transcript has a single exon.